AUGACCCCUAUCAAGCGCCCUGGUCGGCUCGGCGGCACCAAGUCCAAAACUGGGUGCGACACCUGCAAGAUUCGGCGUGUUCGAUGUGGAGAGGAGAAGCCACAUUGCUUGAGAUGCGCCAGCACUGGCCGAAGAUGUCGUUAUAGCACUGUGUCUACUUCAAGGGCCACUGAGCGGCCGCAGCUCCAACUUGCGCCGUUCUCGAACCAAGGAUCGCGCGAGCGCCGCGCAUUCGAGUAUUACUUUCACCACGCGGGGCCGUCGCUUUCGGGUGUCCUCGAUCAUUCAUUCUGGAGAGGUUCGGUCCUGCAGGUCUGUCGGCUGGAACCGGUCAUUUGGGAUGCGAUCAUCUCUCUCAGUGCGCUCUACGAGCGGCCUCCUCUCCACGAAACCCCGCCUGAGCGGCUCAUCAGUGAGCCAGCGGCGGUGCGACACUGCUACCACCGUGAAGCACUAGUCUGGUACUCGCGUUCCCUAUCUCUCCUACAGCAGCGGAUCAAUCAAGGGAUGGCAGACCUGACGGUCUCCUUAAUCAGCUGCGUUCUGUUCAUUGCCAUCGAGCUCCUACAGGGAAACCGAAAGGCCGCCCAGUUAUUGUACAACCAGGGAGCACGGAUGAUGGUCAGUGCCUUAUCAGCACCAACGUCUACCAUCGCCGCCCUUGAACCCAUUUUUCGCCGUAUAGGGACGUGGGUCUUUGUAACGAAUGGAGUGUCGGACGAAUGCUGGGAACUCGAUUUGGACAUCCCAGACAAGUGCUUCGUGUCAAUCUGUGAUGCAAGGAAUGUGCUCUGUGGGAUCGUGGCUGAAUUGAAGACACUCAAUAUUGACUCCAAAGCCCAUCUACGGUUGACCGGCGAUAGUCGUCUCCACGAGGUACCAGAGUUGGAUGCGAGGAAACAGCGCCUGAAAAGUCGGCUCCAUCAAUGGCACCAUCUCUUUACGCUCUUGCAGCCUGUGCAGGACACCAGCGUCGACGGCGCCACCGCACUCCUUAUGAUGACAUAUACAAGCGUCUUGAUUGAAGCUGAAGCCUGUCUUUACGUUGACCAAUCUGUGUACGACUCUUACGAACACGAAUUCUCCCAGAUCAUCAGUUGGGCACCUACUGCGGUUGCAUGGACUUGCAGCUCGGAUGGCAAACAACCACCUUUCAUGUUUGAGAUGGGAGUGUUUAUUCCACUCUUUAUUACAGGGCUCAAGUGUCCAUUUCCUCAGCUACGCCGCCGGGCACUACAAUAUCUGUGGGAAGCUCCGCCAGCCCAGGGCCUGUUCAUGUGUGUCCCCGCCGGCCAUAUCGUGGCCACCAUCAUCGGGCUCGAAGAGAAUCCCACAUCCAUACCCCAACAGGCCUCUGAUGUGUACGAUUUGUUGGCCCAGCCGGGGCAUAUUCCAGCGCCUGAAAAUCGCACCUAUGAUUUCAACGUGUCGUCGUCAGUGGAUGAAGAGGGGAAGCUGCGGAACCGGUUGCACUAUACACUUCACCACUUUGAUGCGGAGGGAAGGAUAGAGUUUGUAGAAAGGAUGGUGCCAUUUCCAGCCGUGAAGUAG
Messenger RNA from Penicillium cinerascens, 1551 nucleotides. RefSeq names its product Zn(II)2Cys6 transcription factor domain-containing protein. The transcript is spliced from 2 exons. Bases 1 to 1551 code for a protein of 516 amino acids. Gene Ontology annotation, molecular function: zinc ion binding; DNA-binding transcription factor activity, RNA polymerase II-specific. The record is from RefSeq and is a predicted model, not a curated record. Gene Ontology annotation, biological process: regulation of DNA-templated transcription. NCBI's taxonomy places the organism in Eukaryota, Fungi, Ascomycota, Eurotiomycetes, Eurotiales, Aspergillaceae.